Messenger RNA from Necator americanus (New World hookworm), 1677 nucleotides. RefSeq lists its product as uncharacterized. Bases 1 to 1677 code for a protein of 558 amino acids. Gene Ontology annotation, molecular function: RNA polymerase II CTD heptapeptide repeat phosphatase activity. Lineage: Eukaryota; Metazoa; Nematoda; Chromadorea; Rhabditida; Ancylostomatidae. The transcript is spliced from 10 exons. The record is from RefSeq and is a predicted model, not a curated record.
AUGACAUUCGUUGAUUCUAUGGAUGGACGACGACGAUUUCCCAUGAACGGUAUCAAGCAGAACUCUACAGCCCCCUUCCGUAAUCCACUCGGCCCAAAGAACAGUCUCGACUAUUGGCAAAAGGCCAAGGAUCAGCAAGGCGUGACCUAUUAUUGGAAUCCGUCUGCGAAUCCAUACUAUGGCAUGGACAGUAUUUAUGCGCAGCAAAAGUCGCGACCUCAGCGACCGUCUCCGUUUCCGCUGUCAAUCCCACCUCAACCUGCACAGAUCAAACCGAGGUCGCCGACGAUAGCGCCGGUUCUUCCGAUCUACCAUAAUCUUCCGACAACGACAAUUCAGAGAGUCCAAGAUGAGAAUCGACUCUUAGCCGCCAGCACUACCAAUGGGAACCUGGUUCAACGUACUGACAUCAUCAACGGAACGAAACGACCGGAACCGCUGAUUUGGUCCGUUCAGACUGAUCCACUGAGGGAGCUGAGAAGCUCUCCGCCCAAGAACUUUCCUCCAGCUAUUCCUGCUUACGGCGAAAAGCGACCACCAGCUCGACAAAAACCGCGAUGGGGAAGGUUCGUGCAAAGCCUGUGCUGCUGUGUUGCACCACAGGCAGAGAUAGAGAAAGCAGCCGUACCGCGCAAUCCGUCGCUGUUGAUCACUCAGGUGCAGAAGAACGGCGGCGCCACAAACGGCACCACGCUUUCGGAUACGACCACCGACGAUUUUCUAACAGUUACCGCAGGAAUUUCGCCCACGAUUCUUCCCGAACCGGUUACGGCUUUUUCGACAACAAGUUAUGUCUUCGAGCUGUCCACUUCGUUAGGAUUAUUGGCUGACCUCACAGUAGCACUCUGCUCUCUUUUUGACAUUUAUUCGAGCAUUUCUAUCGAUCCCAAUAUCACUUGUCCGCAAUCUACCGGUUAUUCAUUGGCUAUCGCCGAAAUGCGAACAAAGCGCAUUUUCAUCGAAGAGUUCGCUAUCCGAGAAGAUCCCUCGUUAUUAAUAAGCAAUCUUGUUCUGCGCCCUGGCCGAACUCCGACUGCUGAUGAGAUCAUAAAAAGAGGUUUACUAGGAAACAGUAGAAGAAAGACGACGGGAGAAAAAUUCCUACUUCCGCCAGUUAGACCGUCUGACAUGAACAAAAAGUGCCUUAUCAUCGACCUCGAUGAGACGCUGGUCCACUCCUCCUUUAAGCCGGUGAAGAAUCCGGACUUUGUGAUUCCGGUUGAGAUCGACGGUAUCGUGCAUCAAGUGUACGUGUUGAAGCGGCCAUAUGUGGACGAGUUCCUUGCUCGGAUCGGUGAUCGCUACGAAUGUGUGCUUUUUACAGCUAGUCUGGCUAAGUAUGCCGAUCCGGUCGCCGAUUUGCUCGACAAGCGUGGUGUGUUUCGAUCUCGAUUGUUUAGAGAGGCAUGCGUCUAUCAUAAGGGAAAUUACGUCAAGGACCUGGCUAGGCUUGGUAGGGAUCUGUCAAAAGUCUUGAUUAUCGACAACUCACCUGCGAGCUACGCGUUUCAUCCCGAAAAUGCGAUCCCAGUCCCCACAUGGUGGGAUGAUCCGUCAGAUGUCGAGUUGCUGGAUAUUUUACCACUUCUGGAACGACUCGAGAAAGCUGAGUCAAUAUACGAAGUGUUGAAGCAUGAUGAUCCAGUGUCUGAACCGCUGCUAGAGCGUGCUCAAUGA